CCCCGAUGGAUCAUGGCGUUGAUGUUUACAGGACAUGUCUUGUUUUUAGCAUUAGUGAUGUUUGCUUUCUCUACUUUUGAGGAAUCUGUGAGCAAUUACUCUGACUGGGCAGUUUUCGCAGAUGAUGUAGAUCAGUUUAAGACACAGAAAGUACAAGAUUUCAAGCCCAAUCAAAAGCUGAAGAAAAGUAUGCUUCAUCCAAGUUUGUAUUUCGGUGCUGGAGAAAUCCAGGCCAUGAGACAGAAGUCUCAUACAAGCCAUUUGCAUCUGUUUAGAGCUAUCAGAAGUGCAGUAACAGUUAUGCUGUCCAACCCCACAUACUACCUACCUCCACCCAAGCAUGCCGAUUUUGCUGCCAAGUGGAAUGAAAUUUAUGGUAACAAUCUGCCUCCUUUAGCAUUGUACUGUUUGUUGUGCCCAGAAGACAAAGUUGCCUUUGAGUUUGCCUUGGAAUACAUGGACAGGAUGGUUGGCUACAAAGACUGGCUAGUGGAGAAUGCACCAGGGGAUGAGGUGCCUGUCGGCCAUUCCUUAACGGGUUUUGCCACUGCCUUUGACUUUUUAUAUAACUUAUUGGAUGACCAUCGAAGACAAAAAUACCUGGAAAAAAUAGGGGCUGUUACCGAGGAGAUGUAUGAGUAUUCCAAGGUCCGUUCGUGGGGCAAACAACUUCUCCAUAAUCACCAAGCUACUAAUAUGAUAGCAUUACUCACCGGGGCUUUGGUGACCGGGGCAGAGAAAGGAUCUAAAGCAAACAUAUGGAAACAGGUCGUCGUAGAUGUGAUGGAAAAGACGAUGUUCCUUUUGAAUCAUAUUGUCGAUGGUUCUUUGGAUGAAGGUGUGGCCUAUGGAAGCUACACAGCCAAAUCAGUCAUGCAGUACGUUUUUCUAGCCCAGCGCCAUUUCAGUAUCAACAACUUGGAUAAUAACUGGUUGAAGAUGCACUUUUGGUUCUAUUAUGCCACCCUCUUACCAGGCUUCCAACGAACUGUGGGUAUUGCAGAUUCCAAUUAUAAUUGGUUUUAUGGUCCAGAGAGCCAGUUAGUUUUUUUAGAUAAGUUUAUCUUAAAGAAUGGAGCUGGAAAUUGGUUAGCUCAGCAAAUUAGAAGGCACCGACCUAAAGAUGGACCAAUGGUCCCCUCCACUGCCCAGAGGUGGAGUACUCUUCACACCGAAUACAUCUGGUACGAUCCCCAGCUCACCCCACAGCCUCCUGCUGAGUAUGGUACUGCGAAAAUGCACACGUUCCCUAACUGGGGUGUUGUCACUUAUGGGGCUGGCUUGCCAAACACACAGGCCAAUACCUUUGUGUCCUUUAAGUCCGGGAAGCUGGGGGGCCGAGCCGUGUACGACAUAGUUCACUUUCAGCCAUACUCCUGGAUUGACGGGUGGAGAAGCUUUAACCCGGGGCAUGAACAUCCAGAUCAGAACUCAUUCACUUUUGCCCCAAAUGGACAAGUGUUUGUUUCGGAAGCUCUCUACGGACCCAAGCUGAGCCACCUCAACAAUGUGCUGGUAUUUGCUCCAUCACCUACGAGCCAGUGUAACCAGCCCUGGGAGGGUCAGCUGGGAGAGUGUGGCCAGUGGCUCAGGUGGACCGGUGAGGAGGUUGGUGACGCAGCGGGGGAAAUCAUUACUGCCUCUCAACAUGGAGAAAUGCUAUUUGUGAGUGGGGAAGCAGUGUCUGCUUACUCUUCAGCAAUGAAGCUGAAGAGCGUGUAUCGUGCUCUGCUUCUCUUAAAUUCUCAAACGUUGCUCGUCGUUGAUCACGUUGAGAGGCAGGACGGUUCCCCAAUAAAAUCUGUCAGUGCCUUCUUUCAUAAUCUGGACAUUGAUUUUAAGUACAUCCCCUAUAGGUUUAUGAACAGGUAUAAUGGCGCCAUGAUGGAUGUAUGGGAUGCACACUACAGAAUGUUCUGGUUUGAUCAUCAUGGCAAUAGUCCCAUUGCUAGUAUACAAGAAGCAGAGCAAGCUGCUGAAUUUAAGAAACGGUGGACUCAAUUUGUUAAUGUUACGUUUCAGAUGGAAUCCACAAUCACAAGAAUCGCAUAUGUCUUUUAUGGGCCAUAUGUCAAUGUUUCCAGCUGCAGAUUUGUUGAUAAUUCCAAUUCUGGACUUCAGAUCUCUCUCAACGUCAAUAAUACCGAACAUGUUGUGUCCAUUGUAACCGACUACCACAACCUGAAGACAAGAUUUGAUUACCUGGGUUUUGGUGGCUUUGCCAAUGUGGCUGAUCAGGGCCAAAUAACCCGAUUUGGUUUGGGCACCCAAGCGAUAGCAAAGCCCAUAAAACAAGAUAGGGUUAUUUUCCCCUUUGGAUUUAAAUUUAACAUAGCAGUUGGGUUGAUUUUGUGCAUUAGCUUGGUGAUUUUAACCUUUCAGUGGCGGUUUUACCUUUCUUUUAGAAAGCUAAUGCGGUGGAUCCUAGUCCUUGUUGUUGCCUUGUGGUUUAUUGAGCUGCUGGAUGUGUGGAGCACCUGCACGCAGCCCAUCUGUGCAAAAUGGGCAAGGACGGAGGCCGAGGCCAGCCCGAAGCCUGUGUCUUCAGAAGGGCCCCACACUGACCUUCCCAGUGUUGUCGUUACCUCACUUCCUGGUUCAGGAGCUGAAAUCCUCAAACAACUUUUUUUCAACAGUAGUGAUUUUCUCUACAUCAGAGUUCCUACAACCUACAUUGAUAUUCCUGAAACUGAAUUUGAAAUCGACUCGUUUGUAGAUGCCUGUGAAUGGAAGGCAUCAGAUAUCCACAGUGUGCAUUUCCGUUUACUCCGCGGCUGGUUGCAGUCCUUAGUUCAAGACACAAAACUGCAUUUGCAAAACAUCCAUCUGCAUGAACCCAGUCGGGGUAAACUGGCCCCAUACUUCACAGCAAAUAAGGACAAAAAAAGAAAACUGAAAAGGAGGGAGUCUCUGCCCGAACAAAGAAGUAGAAUGAAAGGCACCUUUGAUAGAGAUGCUGAAUAUAUUAGGGCUUUAAGGAGACACCUGGUCUAUUACCCAAGUGCACGUCCUGUGCUCAGCUUAAGCAGCGGGAGCUGGACCUUAAAGCUCCAUUUUUUUCAAGAAGUCUUAGGAGCUUCUAUGAGGGCAUUGUACAUAGUGAGGGACCCUCGGGCAUGGAUCUAUUCAAUGUUGUACAGUAGCAAACCCAGUCUCUACUCUUUGAAGAAUGUACCAGAGCACUUAGCUAAACUGUUUAAGAUAGAGAGAGGUAAAGGCAAAUGUAACUUGAAUUCAGGCUACGCUCUCGAAUACGAAUCAUUGAGGAAAGAAUUAUCAAAAUCCCAGUCAAAUGCAGUCUCCCUGUUGUCUCAUUUGUGGCUCGCAAACACAGCAGCAGCGCUGAGAAUAAAUACGGAUUUGCUGCCCGCCAGCUACCAGCUGAUCAAGUUUGAAGAUAUUGUACAUUUUCCUCAGAAAACCACAGAAAGGAUUUUUGCCUUUCUUGGAAUACCUUUGUCUCCUGCUAGUUUAAACCAAAUAUUGUUCGCCACCUCCACAAACCUUUUCUAUCUUCCCUAUGAAGGGGAAAUAUCACCAACUAACACCAAUGUUUGGAAACAAAACUUGCCUAGAGAUGAAAUUAGACUGAUUGAGAACAUCUGCUGGACACUGAUGGAGCGUCUAGGAUAUCCAAAGUUUACGGACUGA
Messenger RNA from Puma concolor (puma), 3651 nucleotides. Lineage: Eukaryota; Metazoa; Chordata; Mammalia; Carnivora; Felidae. The record is from RefSeq and is a predicted model, not a curated record.